UCGUGAAGCCUCGCGAGACUUCAUGGCGAUUUUGCGACCGGCAUAAACCGAGGCGCGGCGGGACGGUUGUCAACAGAGAGAGCGUCCCUUGCGGGCGGCGAGGAUGGCGGCGGCGGCGAUAGCGACGACUCCGCCGGCCCACUGGAGCCGCUUCGAGCAGGAGAAGGACCUGGCUCUGAGGGAGCUGGUCCGGAGGAUGACCGGCCUGGAUGAGCGGAGCGGGGGCCCUCGGGAGGAGGCCGCCAACUUCCAGGCGGCGCUCGCUUUCGCCUGGUCCAACGUCAGAUUUCAUCGAUUUCUUGAUGUGAGUAGUCACAAAGUGGAGAAAACAAUAGAAGGAAUUUAUGAAAAGCUGAUUGUUCACUCAGACCUUGUUAAAGCUGCAAAUUGGAAGAGAUUAACAGAAAGGUUUCUGAAUUUGCCUCUUCCAUCUACUGAAGGAACAAAGACCCAGAUCCAUUAUGCCAUACUCUCUCUCCUGCUAUGCUUGUCUGAUUCUCCUUCCAACACCAGUUAUGCAGAAAAACCAAGAGAGAAAGAAGUGGAAAAAGAAGAAUUUGAUUGGGGAAAAUACUUAAUGGAAGGUGAAGAAUUUGACUUUGAACCUGAUUUAGAAACACCAGAGUGGUCUGAUUUGAGUGAUGAUGAAGAGGAUAGUGAACCUUUAAGUAGGGAAGACUCUGGCAUUCAAGUGGACAGGACACCACAAGAAGAUCAGGAUCAAAACAAGAAGUCAGCAUCUCAUGUCACCUGGAAAGGUGAACCUGAUGCACGUACCUGGUUAGAGCAACAUGUUGCUGCGCCAUACUGGACUGGCAGAGGGGUUCGUUUUUCACAUAGUUUGCAUUUCCAUUCCAAUUUAGCUGCUGUAUGGGAGCAGCACCUAUAUAAUAGCGAUCCCUUGUAUAUGCCAGAAGAAAGAAUUCUUGUCACUGAAACACAGGUCAUUCGUGAAACAAUUUGGCUUCUUUCUGGUGUAAAAAAGCUGUUUAUAUUUCAGCUGAAUGAGGGAAAGAUUACUGUGAGAAAUGACAUCAUGGUAACCCACUUGACUCGUACGUCAUUAAGAUCAAUGCUGGAGCGGAUAGCUGCAUAUGGGCAAGUUGUAUUCAGGCUCCAAAAGUUUAUUGAUGAAGUGAUGGGUUACAGCUCAGAAGGUGGAAUACAUGGCACCAUGUCCACACCCAAGAAAUCUAUAGAAGCCCCAUUUAGAACCUAUCAGGCAUUCAUGCGAGCUCUCUAUACAUAUUUUAUCAGCUUCAAGGAGGAACUUACUGAAAUUGAGAGAUGCGUUAUCAACACAGACACUACCAUCACUCUUUCUAUAGUUAUGGAGAAAUUGUCACCUCGGCUAGCACAGCUGAAGGUACUGCACAAAGUUUUUAGCACUGGCGUUGCAGAAGUACCACCUGACACUCGUAAUGUUGUAAGAGCUUCUCAUCUGCUUAACACACUGUACAAAGCCAUACUGGAUUAUGACAACGUUGGAGAAGCCUCUGAGCAAACAGUCUCUCUUUUGUUUUCUCUAUGGGUUGAAACAGUAAGGCCAUAUUUACAGACAGUGGAUGAAUGGAUUGUUCAUGGAAACUUAUUUGAUCCUGCCAAAGAAUUUAUAAUUCAGAGAAACAAAAAUGUUCCUGUUAACCAUAGGGAUUUUUGGUAUGCUACUUACACUUUGUAUAGUGUAUCAGAAAAAACAGAGAAUGAAGAGAAAAUGAGUGAUAAUGCUAGUGCCAGUUCAGGAAGUGAUCAGGCACCCUCAAGCAGACAGCACACCAUGGUCUCUUUUCUGAAACCAGUGUUAAAACAGAUCAUUAUGGCUGGGAAGUCUAUGCAGUUGUUGAAGAACUUGCAGUGCACCGAUGGCUCUCUGCAGCAGGCUGCAUCCAGAGAUGCAGAAAGGAAGAGUCUGUACACAUUAUUUCUGGAGUCUGUGCAGUCACGUCUGCGACAUGGGGAAGAACCUGUUCAGGAUAUUAUUACAGAACAGCAGGUUACUAAGCAGAGCCUAAUAAAGAUGCAGUCUAUUGCAGAAAGACAUUUGGAAUUGGAUGAUGUUCACGAUCCCUUGCUGGCUACUAAUUUUGCAAGACUAUAUUUGGAACAAAGUAACUUCCAUGAGACACUUGCAGCUGAUGAUGUUUGUGUGGAUAGAUCAUCAGAAUCAGUUACGUGUCAAACAUUUGAGCUGACAUUGAGAUCUUGUCUAUAUCCUCACAUAGACAAACAAUAUCUACAGUGUUGUGGGAAUUUAAUGCAAACUUUGAAGAAAGAUUACAGGCUAGUAGAAUACUUGCAAGCAAUGAGAAACUUUUUCUUACUGGAGGCUGGAGAUACUAUGUAUGACUUCUACACAUCCAUUUUUGAUAAAAUACGGGAGAAAGACACGUGGCAGAAUGAACCAUUUCUUAAUGUUCAACUCCAAGAAGCAGUUGGACAGCGUUAUCCUGAAGAUAGCUUAAGACUAUCUAUACUUUAUGAAAAUAUUGAUAUAGCAAAGAAGAAGCUUCCUGUUCAUACCUUGGAUGGUUUAAUACUGAGCUAUAAGGUCCCUUGGCCUGUGGAUAUAGUUAUAAGCGUGGAAUGUCAAAAAAUCUAUAAUCAAGUGUUUCUUCUAUUGUUACAAAUAAAGUGGGCCAAAUAUAGUCUGGAUGUGUUAAGAUUUCAUGAACUAGUAAGAGCUGGAGAAAAACCUCAGAAUGAAGUAGGAGCUAUACUUGUGCAGGAACCACUGUCUCAGCUUGGAGCACACCCUGAUACCAUUAAACAACAAACUCAUCGCAUGUUCCUUUUAAGGAUGAAACUGAUGCAUUUUGUUAACAGCCUACACAACUAUAUCAUGACUAGGAUUCUUCACAGCACAGGUUUGGAAUUUCAACAUCAGGUAGAAGAAGCCAAAGAUUUAGAUCAACUCAUUAAAAUUCAUUACAGAUACCUUUCUACAAUUCAUGAUCGCUGCCUGUUGAGAGAAAAGGUUAGUUUUGUGAAAGAAGCUAUAAUGAAAGUGCUGAACCUAGUACUGAUGUUUGCUGACCGUUGGCAAGCUGGUUUGGGAGCUUGGAAGAUGGAAUCUAUAACCAAGAUGGAAUCAGAUUUUAAAAACUGCCAUAUGUUCCUUGUGACAGUCCUGAAUAAAGCAGUCUGUAGAGGCUCUUUCCCACAUUUGGAAUCUUUAGCGUUGUCGCUUAUGGCUGGAAUGGAACAAAAUUAGCAAAAUAAAGAUUUCUAUGAACUCUGCAGUAUGGAAACUAAGGCAACAUCUUCUUUCCAGCAUUGUGAUACAGACUACUAUUUGAAGUAUAUACUGAGAUGUAGAUGGCUGGGUUUUUAUUCUGAGUGAUUACAGGAUUGCGGUCUGUAUCCCAGGAGUCACACAUUUGUGCAUAAAUGUACCGAUACAUACGGUCAAAGUGUUUCCGUAAAUGAAAUAUUUAAAACUAUGUAUAUACUAUCUGCUCUGUAUGUUAAAUGUUAAUUUGCCCUACCCAGAUUGUUAUUUUCCUCUAUGAGGAACAUGUGAAGAACAACCCAUAAAAUUAAUGCAUAAAACAAACUUCCAUUUACUUGGCUCCUAGUGUUCAUAACCCUAAAUGCAGUGUCAGUCAUUUAUGACUUUAUUAAUCUUAAAACCUGCCACUUUCCCGAACCUCUUUAAUUGGUCUAGAAGUGGAGUUAUACUGUCUACUGGUUCUGCUAGAUAAAGAAUAAGAUCAUCCACAGAGGCCUUAAGUUUUAAAUCAUAGCCUUUCACUCUAACGCCUUUGAUGUUGAUAUCCUCUCUAAUACAGCAACAUAACCAUUCCAAAGCAAAGAUAAAAGGCAGUGGCGAAAGAGGUCAGCUUUGCCUAGUUCCUCUACAGAUUUCACAAGAUAUGGUUCUCUCUCCAUUUAUGAUAAUCUGUGAGUACUGUUUGUCAUAUAUUGCGCCAACCCACUUCUGAAAGUUGCCUUCUUCAAUUGUCUUCACGACAAUUUGCUUCAGAAAAUCCCAGCUGAUGUUAUCAAAUGCCUUUUGCGCAUCAAGAAAUAUUAGCACCAAGCUUCUAUCUGGUUUUCUGUAAUAGUAUUCGCUAGUAUCCAAUGGAAUUCAUAUAUUGUUUUUAAUAUGUCUGUUUGGCAAGAAAUCACAUUGAUCGUGAUGCAUCCAAGUAGAGAGAAUGUACUUGAUUCUUUUAGCCAGAAUAUGAUCAUAGGGUUUAUAGUCCUGGUUUAAUGAAGAAAUUGGCCUAUAAUUGUCCACUUCACAUUAAUCUUUUUUUGUUUUGGGUAUCAGCCCUGUAUUAGUAUGUCUCAAUGACUCUGGAGACAUA
Messenger RNA from Sceloporus undulatus (fence lizard), 4310 nucleotides. RefSeq names its product tubulin gamma complex associated protein 5 (gene TUBGCP5). NCBI's taxonomy places the organism in Eukaryota, Metazoa, Chordata, Lepidosauria, Squamata, Phrynosomatidae. The transcript has 23 exons. Gene Ontology annotation, cellular component: equatorial microtubule organizing center; spindle pole; gamma-tubulin complex. Gene Ontology annotation, biological process: cytoplasmic microtubule organization; mitotic cell cycle; meiotic cell cycle. The coding region runs from base 104 to 3211 and encodes 1035 amino acids. Gene Ontology annotation, molecular function: microtubule minus-end binding; gamma-tubulin binding. The record is from RefSeq and is a predicted model, not a curated record.